AUGAGUCAAUUUCAACUCUUUCCAUCGCCUUCAACAACCAAGGCUUCUAAGAACCCCUUCCGCUUAGAGAAUCAAAGAACUGCGGGCACACAUCCUAUGGGUUCAAUCCCUCUGAAUGAUCUCAACGGCAAAGAUAUCAGGACAGAGGCGCUGCUUUUCCAAAUCGUCGAUGACGCGAAGAGCAUUAAACCCGCGAAGAAAACGAAAACCCCUCGGUCAACGCCUGUAUCCGUACCAGAGACUGUACAGGAACUGAGAACGCCUGAGUCGCUUUUCAGCAAGAGCCCAAAAAACGGCACCACAAAUCAAUGGGGUUCGCCGGCAUAUAAAGUCAGCCAGGUGUCCCCGACGGGGAGCGGCAAAAUUCACAUAGCUACCCAACUAGCUCAGGGAACUUCUGAGGCCUCCAGCUCGCCUGUCAUUCCUAUGAGAUCCAUAUUCCCUCAGUAUAAUCCCGACGUGUCUCUCAGCCAGCAACAGUAUUACCCCCAACUCUCAGCCAAUGCGCGGAAACAUAGGCCCAAGGAGCUCUCCUUCACACCACCACCAGAGAUUGACCGUGCCCUUGGGCCCAAGACCGUCCCUGCAAGUGUAAUGAACUUCCCAGCAGGUGUUCUUGACCAAGUUGAGAUACAAUACUCGUCCAUUACCGAGCUUAGGAGCCUCUGGGAAGCAGCCAAUGGCCAGCGUCCGCAAGACCUCGCAGGAACCUUCAAUUUGCGUGUGGCUCGGUAA
This is a messenger RNA of Aspergillus oryzae RIB40, 735 nucleotides long. RefSeq lists its product as uncharacterized. The transcript has a single exon. The coding region runs from base 1 to 735 and encodes 244 amino acids. Lineage: Eukaryota; Fungi; Ascomycota; Eurotiomycetes; Eurotiales; Aspergillaceae. The record is from RefSeq and is a predicted model, not a curated record.